CUUGCCAACUUUCGUCUUGGACAGCUCCAUCCACCAUGUCCGAUGAUGGCAUGAACAUUGACGACGUCGGUGAGGGCGGUGGUGUUGUCAGGCGGAAAGGCAGAGGUUUCCAAAACGCGGCUGGCGGCGGGAAUGAAACGACGGCGGGGCCUGAACCUACGUACGACCGCGUUGAAUCUGCCAAAGACUCGGAGACGAGGGCAGCGCGAUCGGUGGAGGGAUGGAUCGUUCUCGUUACUGGCGUACAUGAGGAAGCUACGGAGGAAGACGUGAUGGACAAGUUCGCAGAGUACGGCGAGAUAAAAAACCUUCACUUGAACUUGGACAGGCGGACGGGCUAUGUUAAGGGCUAUGCUUUGGUGGAAUACGAAACGAUGGCCGAAGCUCAAGCUGCCAUAGACGGUGCUUCCGGCACGACUCUGCUGGAGCAGACCGUUCAAUGCGAUUAUGCGUUUGUGCGGCCACCACCGUCAGGACCGAAGGGUGGUAGGGGCCGACGAGGUCGUAGCGCUAGCCCUUCUCGCCGGAGGAAUAGGGAGUAAUGUACCAUAUAUUCGAUUACUGUACUGACUGUUUGCUCGUCGAUGCUGUCAUUGUCAUUUGUACCUAAAUUUUGCCAACGUUCGUGCGUACGGCACUACCUCAGUACACCGAGCGUCCAACUCCCUUCAGUUUUGCUCGCUCGUUCUCACUCCUGCAGUAUGGAAUGCGAACUCUGUUACCGCUC
This is a messenger RNA of Gloeophyllum trabeum ATCC 11539, 727 nucleotides long. Its product is annotated as RNA-binding domain-containing protein. NCBI's taxonomy places the organism in Eukaryota, Fungi, Basidiomycota, Agaricomycetes, Gloeophyllales, Gloeophyllaceae. Bases 36 to 542 code for a protein of 168 amino acids. Gene Ontology annotation, molecular function: mRNA binding. Gene Ontology annotation, biological process: RNA splicing. The record is from RefSeq and is a predicted model, not a curated record. The transcript is spliced from 5 exons. Gene Ontology annotation, cellular component: exon-exon junction complex; nucleus; cytoplasm.